Messenger RNA from Penicillium egyptiacum, 696 nucleotides. The record is from the annotation of a GenBank genome assembly. NCBI's taxonomy places the organism in Eukaryota, Fungi, Ascomycota, Eurotiomycetes, Eurotiales, Aspergillaceae.
ACGACCUCAAACUCCCACGACAACCCUACGACAACUAAUCUGUGUUUCUGGUGAAGGGCUGCACAUUUAGAGACCCCUCCAUCAAUCGCAAACAUGGGUAUUUCUCGGGAUUCUCGCCACAAGCGCAGCGCCACCGGUGCCAAGCGCGCUCACUACCGCAAGAAGAGAGCGUUCGAGAAGGGCCGCCAGCCCGCCAACACCCGCAUUGGCACCAAGCGCAUCCACCUUGUCCGCACCCGUGGUGGCAACCGCAAGUUCCGUGGUCUCCGUCUCGACUCCGGUAACUUCUCGUGGGGUUCCGAGGGUAUCUCCCGCAAGACCCGUGUCAUUGGAGUGUCCUUCCACCCCUCCAACAACGAGCUGGUCCGCACAAACACCCUGACCAAGUCCGCCGUUGUCCAGAUUGACGCUGCCCCCUUCCGUCAGUGGUACGAGGCCCACUACGGCCAGCCCAUCGGCCGUAGACGCCAGCAGAAGACUGAGGCUACUGAGGAGAAGAAGUCCGCCUCCGUCGCCAAGAAGCAGGCUGCCCGCUUCGCUGAGUCCGGUAAGACUGAGUCCGCUAUCGAGCGCCAGUUCGAGUCCGGUCGCCUGUUCGCCGUUGUUGCCUCCCGCCCCGGCCAGUCCGGCCGCUGUGACGGUUACAUUCUGGAGGGUGAGGAGCUUGCUUUCUACCAGAAGGCUAUCCGCAAGUAA